Messenger RNA from Brachypodium distachyon (stiff brome), 2578 nucleotides. RefSeq lists its product as uncharacterized. Gene Ontology annotation, molecular function: protein binding. Bases 326 to 2173 code for a protein of 615 amino acids. The transcript is spliced from 2 exons. Lineage: Eukaryota; Viridiplantae; Streptophyta; Magnoliopsida; Poales; Poaceae. The record is from RefSeq and is a predicted model, not a curated record.
AUACAUUGUAGCCAUGGCAGCCAGGCAGGGGUAGAGUAGGGUAGAUUAAAGUAAGGAUAGGUGGGCAGCAGUAUUUUACUGGGCAGGCCUGCGUGCGUGGCACAGCACACAAGCAUCUUGCUUGUCCAGCUUGGAACUUCAAGGAGAAGAAAGCAAUCCGAGCAAGCAAGGCAACGCAGCUGGCGAUCGAUUCAUACAUACAUUCGUUCGUUCCCCGUAUAUAUACACAAAUUCCUAGACCAUUUCCGGGAGCGAUAUACCAAGGAAAAGAGGAACAUACUCUUCUUCCUUCCUUCCAUCUUUGGGUUGGUGGAUUGGAUGAGCCAUGGCGGUGGUCUCGUCGCCUUCGUCUCCGGCUCUGGCCCCGGAGAAGACCAGCAACUGGCUCCGCCGCGGCAACAAGAAGCUGAUCGGCAGGUACCUCGGCGAGGCGCGGGCUGCUCUGGCCGCGGCCAUGGAAGCCGGUGACGGCGGCGGGGGAGACGACGCAGCGGCGGCGGCGCUCGGGCUGGCGGCGGCGGCGCUGGAGCUGUCGCCGCGCAUGGAGGCGGCGCUGGAGCUCCGCGCGCGGGCCCUGCUCGCGCUCCGGAGGUACCGCGACGUCGCCGACAUGCUCCGCGACUUCAUCCCCAGCUGCGCCGCCGCCGCCGACGCCAUGACAUCCUCCUCGUCCUCUUCCUCCUCCGGCGGCGACUGCAGCACCGGGCUUCUUCUCUCCCCGGGCUUCGUCUCCGGCGCCGGCAGCCGCUUCCUUUGCUGCUUCGACAUCAAGCGCCGCUUAUUCCUCUGUUCCAGGGGCAGCAGCUCUAAUGGCGAGACGGAGUGGAGGUACCUGGUGCUGGGCCAGGCCUGCUUCCACCUGGGCCUAAUGGAGGACGCGGCAGCCCUGCUCCAGACGGGCCGCCGCCUCGCCUCCGCCGCCUUCCGCCGCCAGAGCGUCUCCUGGUCCGACGACACCUUCUCCCCCAACUCCGGCAGCAACACCAAACCACCAACAUCGUCUUCUCCACCUCCGGCGCCAGAUGACGACGCCGCGACCCAUCUGCUAGCGCACGUGAAGCUCCUCCUCCGCCGUCGAGCGGCAGGAAUGGCGGCCCUCGACGCCGGCCUCCCAGCCGAGGCGGCGCGCCAUUUCUCCAAAAUCCUCGGCUCCGGCGGCGGCGGGGCCCCGAAGCUGCCGCACUCGUUCGCCGCCGCCUGCCUGGUGUCCCGGGCCGCGGCCUUCUCCGGCGCCGGGAAGGCGGCCGACGCCAUCGCCGACUGCAACCGGGCUCUGGCCCUCGACCCGGCCUACAUCCCGGCGCUCAGAGCCCGCGCGGACCUCCUCGAAUCCGUCAACGCCGUCGCCGAGGCGCUCCGCGACAUGGACCACCUGAAGCUCCUAUACGACGCCGCCCUCCGCGACGGCAAGCUCCCCGGCCCUCCCUGGAGACCCCAAGGCGGCGUCCGCCAUGGCGAGAUCGCCGUGGCUCACCGAGCCCUCGUGGCCCGCAUCCGGCGGCUCCGGGGGAAGCUGGCCGCGGGCGAGGCUGGGGAUGUGGAUUAUUACUUGCUGCUCGGGUUGCGGCGGCCGGAGGCGGGGAAGAAGGAGAAUCUGCGGCCGGAGGUGGUGAGAAGGGCGUUUGUGGUGAUGUCGAUGAGGAUGAAGCCCGAGGAGCAAUGGCGGCGGACGGCGUCGUUCGCGGAGCGGGUGGAGCUCGUGGAUGAGUUCCGGGACAUGGAUGCCGUGAGGGAUCAGGCGAGGAUGUCGGGGAUGUUUCUGUACAGGAUGGUUCAGAAGGGGUACGCGCAUGUCAUGGCCGCCGUCGUGGCCGCGGCGGACGAAGAGGAAGAGGAGAGGCGGCGGCGGGUCAUGGACGCUGCCGCCGCCGCUGUUGUUACAGAAUUGUCGGCUGCGGCAGCCGGUCGCGAGGAAGAAGAAGCGACCGAGGUUGUGAUGACCGAGGUUGAAGAAGACGAUGACGUCAGCAGCGGGAAUGUUGAGAAGGGCUUGCCGGAGAUGGAGACGAGGGCGAUGGCCGUGGCGGCGCCGGCGCCGGAGACGAGGGUGAUGACGGCGGCGCCGGCGGUGAUGAGUCCUGUUUUUCAGCAGCAAGGCGCGUUCUGCCGCGACAUGGCGGUGGUCGGGACGCUGCUGUCGCGGGGCGGCGGGAUGGAGGCCAUGAGCUGCUGAUGCUCAUCAUCGGCGGCGACCGGUGGCGGGACAAAAAAAAGGUGAAAAUUUGAAGAGCUAGUUCGAUCCAGGAGAAGCUCCUGCUGCUAGUGUGUCGUACAGUUUGAGAAGUCGGUCUCUUUCGACUGGCAGCAGAAAGAAAGAAAUUUCGGUUUCUUCUUAAUUAGAGAAGUGGUACAAUUGGAUAAUGUGAGUCAAUUGCCAUGUCGAUGGAUGGAUGGAUGGAUGGAUAAUGUUGUCGAGUAUAUAUGUCCAGCUGUAGCUAGUUAUCUUGGAUUGCAUCCAUUCCCUGUGAAUUUUCCUCUCUUUUCACCGUCGAUCAGUAUCGAUCUCUGUUAUCGGUAGUACUAAGCAAUUUUGUACAGUUCCCUUUUUUUUUCUACAUGACUCUUGCCGUUCAAUUAA